UGCAGUGAAUUGUAUAUAUUAAACUUAAAAUUUUGCUUAAAAUCCUCACAUCUCUCGGUUUAUAAAUCACAAAUUAAUUAAUGUAUGUAUUCAAAAUAUUCUGGAUAGUGCGUAUUUAAACAUCUUACGUUGACUAUAUUCUUUUGUGCAAUGUUUUAAUAAGUUAUUUCUAAAAAUACGCGAAUAUGCAGAGGCUGUCUCUAAAUUUUUUAAUGUAUACGAUUAGUGGUAUAUGGCGGCCUAUCGAAUGGUCAUCGAACUGUGCUAAGCUGUUGUAUAAUGUGUUUACCACUUUUAUAAUAGUAGCUGUGUACUUUUUGAUGUUAACUCAAUUCAUGGAUAUCGUUUUUAUCGUUGAUAAUAUAGAUGACUUUGCUACCAAUUCUCUAAUGUUUAUGACCAUUGUCAGUGUUUGUUGCAAAGCCACUAUCGCCGUAAUACGUCGAAAUGCGAUCAUCGAUUUAGUUGAUAUGUUGCUAAAGGAUCCGUGUAAACCUCAAAACGAAGCCGAAGGGGCAAUACAAAUGAAAUUUGAGGAGUUUAUCAGAUCUUGCUCGAUUAAGUAUUCAUAUUUGUCGACAAGCUCUGUGACAUUUUUCACGAUAAGAUCAAUAAUAAAUAUUACGCAGGGUCGUUUGCCAUUCAGAGUUUGGUUGCCAUAUGAUUGUAAUAAGCCUCUAAUGUUUUGGAUUACAUUUGUCCAUCAGUUUAUAACAUCGAUUUUUGCCACUAUCAUUAGUGUCGGCACAGAUACUCUAAUUUGCGGACUUUUUCUGCAAACAUGCGUUCAAUUUGAGAUUUUCGAAUGUCGUCUCCAAUUAGCGAUUAAUACAAAAGCUCAAUGUCCAGAGUAUUUUUCACAAAUUUCAUCGGAUAAAGGAAAAACAAUGUCGAAAUACAUAAAGCAUCAUCUCAGUAUUUACAAUUACGCCAAAACGCUAAACAGUAUAUUUAAUCAGGUACUUUUCUGUCAAUUUUUUGGAAGUAUAUUGUUAUUAUGCACAAGCGUGUAUUAUAUAUCAACACAUAUUACGGGCUCCGAAGUUGCGACUAUGUCAAUGUAUACUGUUUGUAUGUUUGCACAAAUCUUCGUUUACUGCUGGUCCGGAAACGAAGUAAUACUUAAGAGUAACAGCAUAGGAAAUGCAGUAUACAAUAUGAAUUGGUUUUUAUUAUCGAUUAACGAAAGGAAAGAGCUCUUAAUGAUAAUGAAACGUAGUACAAUUCCUAUAAAAUUUACAAGCAGCUUCUUGAUAACUUUUUCUCUCCAAUCUUAUAGUAAUGUUCUGAAAACAUCGUAUUCGGCAUUUAACGUAUUACAACAGUCCUGAAAUUGUAUCUUGGAACAUUACACAGUAGUAGUCUUAAAAAUACAUCCUGAAGAGGAUAUUAUUCAUAUGCAUAUAUAACGUUAAAAAUAGUACUUCGAUAACUUUAUAAAUGCACGCUAAUCAUUAAAUAAAACUCGCCAAAUUAAAUAUACAAUACAGUUACAAUUAUUAUCGCAACAUAUACCAAGAAACUUGGAAACGUUCAUUUCUCGUUAUUGUGUAAGUUAUAAUUGUCAUUCGCAUAUGCAAAGAUGAUAUAUUGUGUUUAAAAAUCAUACAAUAUAAUAUAAUUGUUGUAAUUGAAUUUACAAUUAGGUCAUAUCAUUAUUAAAUAUUUAAAAAUUUGGAAAUAUUUGAAAAAUAUUUCAAUUAUAUUUUAACGAUAUUUUAUAACGAUUUUUUCAUAUUUCAGAUCACACUAUCAACACACAAUAUAUCAUGUUACAUUAUCAUAUAAUAAUGUCAUCACGUAUUCUUAAUGCAUUUGUUACAUCAUGUUGAUACAAAAAUGGUGUUAUAAAUUUAGUC
Camponotus floridanus (Florida carpenter ant) is the source of this 1859-nucleotide messenger RNA. Its product is annotated as odorant receptor 4. Gene Ontology annotation, cellular component: plasma membrane. The transcript has 6 exons. The record is from RefSeq and is a predicted model, not a curated record. Gene Ontology annotation, molecular function: olfactory receptor activity; odorant binding. Gene Ontology annotation, biological process: detection of chemical stimulus involved in sensory perception of smell; sensory perception of smell. Lineage: Eukaryota; Metazoa; Arthropoda; Insecta; Hymenoptera; Formicidae. Bases 186 to 1331 code for a protein of 381 amino acids.